Messenger RNA from Pipistrellus nathusii (Nathusius's pipistrelle), 915 nucleotides. NCBI's taxonomy places the organism in Eukaryota, Metazoa, Chordata, Mammalia, Chiroptera, Vespertilionidae. The record is from the annotation of a GenBank genome assembly.
AUGGACGUGUUCCAGAAGGUGGAGAAGAUCGGCGAGGGCACCUACGGCGUGGUCUACAAGGCCCGGCGCCGCGACUCCGGCCAGCUCGUGGCCCUCAAGAAGAUCCGGCUGGACCUGGAGGCCGAGGGCGUCCCGAGCACCGCCAUCAGGGAGAUCUCCCUGCUCAAAGAGCUGAAGCACCCCAACAUCGUCAGGCUGCUGGACGUGGUGCACAGCGAGAAGAAGCUGUACCUGGUGUUCGAGUUCCUCAGCCAGGACCUGAAGAAGUUCCUGGACGCCACCCCGGUGGCCGAGCUCCCCCUGCACUUGGUCAAGAGCUACCUCUUCCAGCUGCUGCAGGGGGUGAACUUCUGCCACUCGCAUCGGGUCAUCCACCGGGACCUGAAGCCCCAGAACCUGCUCAUCAACGAGCUGGGCGCCAUCAAGCUGGCGGACUUCGGGCUGGCGCGGGCCUUCGGGGUGCCCCUGCGCACCUACACCCACGAGGUGGUGACGCUCUGGUAUCGCGCCCCCGAGAUCCUCCUGGGCUGCAAGUUCUACUCCACGGCCGUGGACAUCUGGAGCAUCGGCUGCAUCUUCGCCGAGAUGGUGACCUGCAAAGCUCUGUUUCCCGGAGACUCGGAGAUCGACCAGCUCUUCCGCAUCUUUCGGACCCUGGGGACGCCCAGCGAAGCCACGUGGCCGGGGGUCAGCCAGCUGCCCGACUAUAAGGGCAGCUUCCCCCAGUGGGCAAGGAAGGGGCUGGAGGACGUGGUGCCCAACCUGGAGCCGGAGGGCAAGGACCUGCUCCAGCAACUCCUGCAGUACGACCCCAGCCAGCGCAUCUCCGCCAAGGGCGCCCUCGCCCAUCCGUACUUCUCCGCCGAGCCCUCCGGGGCCCCGCACCAGUGUGUGCUGGAGCGCUUCUGCCGCUGA